AUGUCUCCAUUCGUGUCUCCGCAGCUGCAGCAGCAAUCCCCAGAGCUUUCAUCCACCUCAAGUCUCUCAGGGGGGCCUCAAAGAGCUUCACAAGAGAACGAGACAGGGCCCCCUUCUCCGACCCCACCUUCUUUAAUUGGGCCCCCAGCGCUAGCCCUCCCGCUAACACCGCCAACAUCGCCUGCUGCACGCACCCAAGACAAUGAGAAUCUUCAGCAGCAGCAGCAACAACAACAGCAGCAGCAGAAGCAGCAGCAGGAGGAACAGGGGUGCCAGCUGCCCCAAGGGGCAGCAGCCACCUUACUGCCACGCAUAAUCCACGAACUGCAGCAACCAAACCCUAGGCAGUGUGAACAGGUGCAGCAGCAGCAACAACAGCAGCGGCAAACAUUUUUGGUAUCGCUGCAACAGAACCAGCAGCAGCAGAAGGGACUCCAGCAAGAAAGCGAGUGCCAGGAGCGUCAGCAGCGGCAGCGGGACGAAACUAUCUCCCAGCAGCAGCAGCAACAACAAAAGCAGAACGGAAGCAACUCUCAACAGCAGCAGCAAGACAGAACGGACUCUCCUCAUCAUCACCAUCGUCAGCAGCAGCACCAGCAGGAGGACGGAACAGACUUGCAGCAGCAGGAGUGGGGCAGACAGCAGCAGCAAAUUCAAGAGGGCCACAGCCCGAAAGAAGCUCUUCACCACCCGCAGCUGCACCAAGGGAACGGGCAGCUUGCACUGCCACCCCUUCGCAAGGAGCAGCAGCAGACGUCGUCAGAGCAGCAGCAAGAGACGCAGCAGCUGCAUCAGCAGCACCGGCCAACAGAGCAGUCCCAGACGGAGGAGCACGCAACAGAGCGAAAGGAGCCGCUUCAGCCAGAUGCAGAUCUUCAACAAAACCAUCUGAGCGAGAAGGGACAGGAGGAGGAGACACCAGCUCCACUCAGCCAUUUCCGGCAGCAGCGGCAGCAGCAGCAACGUCCGCAGCAACACCAGCUGCAUCAGCGUGAGCUGCAGCCACAGCAUCUGCCGCAGCAGCAGCAGCAGCAACGGCAGCAGCAACGGCAGCAGGACCCAGAUAAGCAGGGACACGAGGGCAGGAAUAUGCCUGUUGAAAGGCCAGGAGCUGCUGAGGAGACUCAGGAGACAGCACCUCGUUGGGGGUCUCCUUUGUCUCACUCCACCCUCAGCCGCGAGAUAUCUCUUUCUGAAUCAGACUUCAGCGAAUCGGAGACAACAGGAUCCCCGAUCCCACACCCAGAAGAGCUGCUGCAGCAGCAGCCUAGAGACACUCCCGCAGGAGGUCUCACUAGCACCACUGCAGUAACAGCAACAGCAACAGCAACAGUAACAGCAACAGCAAAAGCAGCGACAGCAACAGAAAAAGCAACAACAACAGACUCCACCCAAAGGUCUUCGGCCUCUGCAACCCAGGCUCCUCUUACCUCAAGCGCCUCCCGCCCGCAGCAGCUACUGCUUCAGCAGCAGCAGCAGCAGAUUCACCAGCAGCAGCAGCAGCAGAUUCACCAACAGCAGAAUCCGAUUCACCGCCAGCAGCAGCAGAUUCAGCAACAGCAACGGGUUCAACUGCAGCAACAGCAGAUUCAGCAGCAGCAUAUUCAACAGCAGCAGCAGCGGGUUCAGCUGCAGCAACAGCAGAUUCAGCAGCAGCAGAUUCAGCAGCAGCAGACGGUUCAACUGCAGCAGCAGCAGAUUCAGCAGCAGCAGAUUCAGCAGCAGCAGAUUCAGCAGCAAGAGCGGAUUCAACUGCAGCAGCAACAACAACAGCAGCUGGUGCUGCAGCACCAGCAGCAGCAGCUGAGGGACUGCAUCUCUCUGACUGUGCCCUUGGCACGGAUGGUAGAGCCUAGAGGGCCCGCUGAGCCAUCUCAUCUCCAGGGUGUUCUUUGGCGGCAGCAGCAGCAGCAACAGCCAAAGCAACAACAGCAACAACCGCAGCAGCUGCAGAUCUUGGAGAGCGCAGCAGGCCGGGCGUUACACCGUGCUCUGGGUGCCCUCCCGUUUCGUGACGCACCAGGAACAGCAGCAGUAGCAGCUGCUGCUGCUACUGCUGCUGCUGCAGCGGGAGCAAGGGUACCUUCCCCCUUAUCGCCGGCUGCUGCCCUGCGGUCCGCAGCAGCAGGGCAGCAGGAGGCAUCUGGUUUAGAGUGGCAGCAGCCUCCAAACGCCAACAGAAGCCCGUGGGGUGAGGUGAUGCGUUCUGCACCGGGGGAGGUGGGGAGGCCUGCAGCGCCCUUGAGAGACCUCUCAGCAGCAGCAGCAAGGCAAACAACAACAGCACAAGCUGCCGUCUCAAGACCUGCUGCUAUACGGCCCUCAGCAGCUGGAGGAGUGCGGGCUGCUGCACCAUCAGCAGACGCACACAAUAUUCCAACAGAUCUUAUACACACCGCUGUGGCUGCAGCAAAGUACAGGUCCCUGCUGCCAGCAGCGGCAGCAGCAGCAACAACAACAACAACAACAGCAACAGCAACGCGCCCAACAUCUCCUGCAGGUUCUCGGCCAAAGAAAGUCCUAGCAAGGCCAAUAGCAACAGCAGCACCAGCAACAACAGCCACAGCAGCAACAGCAACAGCAGCAACAGCAGCAGCAGCAACAGCAGCAGCAGCCGCACCACCAGAGAACGUAGCUACUUCGGCAGCAGCUCUCAAGGCAGUAACGAGGACUUUAGCAGCAGUGGCUACAGCGAAGGCAGCAGCAAGAACAGUAGCAAAUGCAGCAGCCAGUGAGACGUGGUGGAGAGCUGACGCUCCAGUUACUCCUCCUGGGGAAACAGACAAAAAGACCGCUGGCGCUGCAGCAGGGAGCGCAAAUACCUUUAAAAAGAAGCCCAGCGGCGUUGCAGCCGUAAGGAGUGCUGCUGCUACGUCUUCUGAAUCUCAAGCUGCUGGAGCUGGUGCUGCUGCUGCUGCUGCUGAGUUGUUGCUGCGGAAGACGCAGAGGCGAACGGGGCCGGCAGGACAAAGCGCAAUGCCCCCAGAGAAAAAGAGGAAGCCGCAGCAACUGCAGCAGCAAAUGCAGCAGCAAAUGCAGCAGCAAAUGCAGCAGCCGCCUCAGCAGCAACUACAGCAGCAACUGCAGCAGCAACUGCAGCAGCCGCCUCAGCAGCAGCUGCAACCACACCUGCAGCACUUGCAGAAACAAGCCCAGAAGGCGGCUAGCCUGUCUGGGAUCGGCAGGCCAUCGAUCCCAAAACUCAAUCUCCGCAAAAAGACAGCGUCAAUCACUGCUCUGAGCUCAUCUAGGAGCAGCAGAAGCAGCGGCUAUACUUGCAGCUGCAGCAGCAGCAGCAACGAAACGGAACUUUCUCGCAGCCACAGCAGCAACAGUAGUCGCAGCAGCAGCAGCCGCAGGAACAGCAAAAGCAGCAGCAGCCGAAGCAGCAGCAGCAGCCGAAGCAGCAGCAGCCGAAGCAGGAACAGUCGCAGCAGGAGCAGUCGCAGCAGCGGAGCAAGCAGCAGCAGCAGCACAAGCAGCAGCAGCAAUAGCAGCAGCGUGAAGCGAAGAACAACGUCGUUCCCAGUAAAGCUAUGUGGCAAACGCAGCGGUGCAGGGACUAUCUCUUCCCUGCGCCGAAGAGUGUUCGGUAAGCUGCUGAAGAGACGUGCUUUGGCUGUCUCUUCGGCUGCGGCUCAGAAGGCACCCACCAGCAGCAAGAAGACUGCUGUCUCCGGUCCUGCUGCUGCGGCGUUUGCGGGCAGUAAAAGUACGGGCUGCAGCACCAACGGAGCAGCAACUGCUGCUGCAGCAAGCACCAUCCCCCCCAGGGCAAGGGACCUUAAAGGGACACAAGAGGGACGCCUAGCACUCAGAAAAGAGAAGCAGCCCCACAGUGCCCUGGGCUCUGUUUUAGGGGGGGUUGAAGGCGCUGCUGUUCUUGCAGCAAGAAAACCCGUGCCGCUGCUGCAGCGAGUAGUUAGCGGAGGCCCUGCAGAUCUCCGGGGGGCCUCUGCCAAAAACGGCCAGCAAACUACCAGCAGCAGCAGCAGCAGCAGCAGCAGCAGCAGCAGCAAGGCCCGUAGUUUGUGCGGUGUGGCAGCACGGGGCGCUCCCCCUACAGCAGCAGUUCCGGCUGCGACUGUCUCUGCGCCGGAGCCAAGGCCUCUGCUGCGAGGGAGCGCCAGGGCAAAGCCCAAGCCUCUGAGCCUGUUCAGUGUUUGUUCAGCGCAGCAGCAGCCUACGUAUCCAGCAUUAUCUGGUAGUGCUGCAGCAAAUAUGCAAAGGGGGGAAUCGAACCCGCGCGACGGCCAAGUGGAGACAACCGCAGAGGCUGAGACCCGCCCCAACGUGUCUCCGCAGCGAAUGCAGGGAACAGCAACGCAUGCAGCGCAGAGAGGAGGUACCGCAGGCUCAGCAGCCAGUGGGGCCGUCUUAGAGACUUCUGUUGCUGCUGCUGCCUCAAGACAGACUGCACACACACAUGAUGAACACGGAGGGCUUACUCGGUCCUCUGAGGAACCCUUUGGGGCUUUGGAUGGCCAGCGCAUGCAGCAAGGACGCCCUCAGAGAGCAUUGCCUACUGUACAACUUCCCGCAGCAACAAAAGGAGGCAGACAACCAGACAGCAGCACCUGCACUUGCCUUCUCUCUACCUCGCCACGUGUUGAUGAGGCACCGCCGGAGGGCAGGGCCCUACUGCAGCAUCAGCAGCAGCAAUCAGAGCUCGUGCAGCAGCGAGCAAAAGGUCCUGAGGCUGCUCCGACGCAGCAGACUGAGCAGCACCAUUUGGGCGUGCAACAACAGCAACAGCUACUACACCAACAGCCACAGCAGCAACCGCUGCUGCUGCAGCUACCACACCAGCCCCCCUACCAGUCUCAUCGGCUCCUACAACAGCAGAAAUGCUUUAUGCCUUCCCAGCAGCAGCAGCCUAGCCAGUGGCUGCAGGAACAGCAGAUCCAGCUGCAGCCCCAGCAAAGGCCGCAGCAAACCCCGUUGCCGGAGCAGCAGGAGAGACGCGAACAGCAGGAGUACCAUCCACAGGCUCUGCAGGACAGCGUGCAGCAGCUUCCUAGGCAGCAUCUGCCGCUGCUGCAGCAACAGCAUCUGCCGCUGCAGCAGCAAGGGCAUCAAGGCGACUGUUUGCAUCCAGGCUCUUGCUUCCUGGAGCUGUCAGCCCGAUUUGCAGCUUCUUCUGUGUCCCCAGUGUCUCCACUGUCUGCGGUGUCUCCAGUGUCUCCGGAUCCUUCCGUCUGGGCAGGGUCUCCAGCUGGAGGCAGGUGGUCUAGUGCGUGUGCAGGUGUCUUUGCAGCAGCACAAAGAGAAGACAGGCAAAUACGGUCCUCCCCCUGUAGCUCCUGUGUCUCUCCUGUCUCCCCAGGGCCUCCUGCAGUGAGACCCGCUUGGCUGCAGCAGCAGCAAAGGUCUCCAAAUGCUGCACAUUUGGGCCCUCAAGCAGCGGGACAGGUAAACUUGGCUCCAGCCAGGGGCAGCGCAGCUACUGCAACGCAGCGCCUGGCAGCAGAGACGACUGCAGCAAGAGAAGCAGCACAAGAGGCUGGAGCCUCAAUGCUGAGGACAAACCUGCAUUCAAGGGAAAGGCUUUUUAGCUUACAUAGCGCACGAGCCACACCCGAGCCGGUGCAGCAGCAGCAGCAACUGCAGCAGCAACAACAACAACUGCACCAACGGCGGCAGCAGCUGCAGCAUUUGCAGCAGCAGCAGCAGCAGCAGCUAGCAAGGCAGCGCCAGUUUCGGAGAGUGCAGCACCUCUCUUCCCUUCACUGUCGCCUGCAGGAACUCCUAAGCCAUGCUGCAGUCGUGCUGGAGAACCUGAGGGACGCCUGCAGCUGCAGUCUUGAAGCUCUAACCGCACUGGAAGAAGCCUCAUGUUCCUGCGCCGUAGCCAGUGAGGCGCCACCCAAAGGAGAUGAAGCAGCAGCAGCAGCAGCAGGGGACGGGGUAUGCAACGGCUGCAGUUUACACUGGGGACUGCAGCAGCGGGACAGCGGAGCCGACUACAGCACAUGCGCGAGAAGCGCCAGCCCCGUAGGCUUACCACAAACUGCGCAUGCAUGCGCUGAUGCAAGCAACACUCUGCAGCAGCAGCAAGAGCAGCAACAACAGCAACAGCAGCAACACUCCCACCGCCACUACCAACAACAACAGGCCCUGCCUUGUCAGCCAAUGAUGCACCAUCACCUUGUUGAGGGGCAGCUGGGAGACAGGCCAAAUGCCCCUAAGCAGCAUCAAGCAUUCUUGCAGCAGCAGCUGCUGCCCUUGUUGCAGAGAGAGGGCCAGCUAGGAACGCCGCCUGCGGUGCAGCAAAUGCAAGUGGAGCAGCAAGCGCUGCUGCAGCAGCACCUCCAGCAUGCUACGCAGCAACAACAGCAGCAGCGGAAGCAGCAACACGAGGUACUGCAGGCCGUAGAUAAGUCUGCGCCCCAGCAGCAACAGCUUCUGACACAGCAGACUCCGCAGGAAGGCCCCACGCAGCUUCCUGCUGCGCAGCAGCAGUACCUUGGGAGGGAGCAGAGCCUCUUGCGGCGACAGGAGAUGCCUGUGCAGCAGCGGCAGGCGCAGCAGGGGAAGUUGCAGGAGCGCCUGCUGCAGCUGCAGCAGCUCAAGCAACAGCCCAUGCACCGGCCAACUCCAAGCCAACAGCACUUUGGGGACCCCAAAGUGCUGCAGCAGCUAGUUGCGCAGUGCCCACUGGAGGUGCAGCACCAAUUUACACCUGAAGAGCUGCAGCAGCAGCAGCAGCAGGGUACGCAGCAGCACAGGGCUGGGGCACAGCCAGUGUUGCGUGCCCCCCUGCAGUACACCACCGAGCAGCCGUGGCCGCAGCAGCAGCCACUGCAGCAACCACUGCAGCAGCUGCUGCAGCGGGACCCGAGCCCACACCAGCAAAUGAAGUUGCUGCAGCUGCGAAGAGACUUUCAGCUUGCCGAGGCGAUGCACCAAAAGACGCAACUGCAGCAGCAGCAAACAAUGCUACCCCUGCAGCAGCAGCUGCUGCAGCCCGUUCUUACUUGCAGCGUUCCGCAGCCUUCACAGGGCCAACCGCAGCCCUGGUCGUUUGCGCAGCAGCAGGCGCAGCAGCAGGCGCAGCAGCAGGCGCAGCAGCAGGCGCAGCAGCAGGUGCAGCAACAGGUGCAGCAACAGAUGCAGCAGCAUGUGCAACAGCAGAUGCUGCAGGAGGUGCAGCAGGAGGUGCCGCAGCGGGUACAUGCACCUGCACAAGCCAAGGGCAACCUUAUCGUGCAGCCUGCGGGGUUCCUUCGGGGACAGGGAGGCCGAGGUGCUGCUGCUCGUUGUCCUCAUUUGCUGCUACACCCUGGGGAGGAUGAAGGAACUGGAAAGAGAAGUGCUGCAAGCAGCCCGCGUAUUGCUGCUGCUGCUGCAGACUCGCUCUGCAGGCCAAACACUCCACGGACAACAGCGGGGAGCAGCUGCAGCAGCCACAACAGCAGCAGCAGUAGCAGCAGCGGAAGCAGGACCGUCGAUGAGGCCGUCUCUGUCCCCUUGAAGGUGAGCAGUCCCGCUGCAGAGAGACAUGCUGCUGCAAUUAGCAGCGCCCCAUCUGUGCGGUUAUGUGGCCUUCCCUCGCAGCCAUGUGGAGAGGAGACACCUGGCAGCAGGAGACAGUGCAGUCUCGAUGGCAAGUAUCGUCUGCCGCUGAAGCCCAGGUGGUGGUAUACCCCGUUGGGUCUUUCGUCAGCGGAGAGCUCCACGCAGUGA
Messenger RNA from Eimeria acervulina, 7686 nucleotides. RefSeq lists its product as hypothetical. The transcript has a single exon. Lineage: Eukaryota; Apicomplexa; Conoidasida; Eucoccidiorida; Eimeriidae. The coding region runs from base 1 to 7686 and encodes 2561 amino acids. The record is from RefSeq and is a predicted model, not a curated record.